UGAAUUGACUGAAUUGCCCCUAUCUCCGAACGUUAAAACCAUCCGCUCCGUUUUUUUCUCUCUCUCAACCGGUAUAUAAGCUUCGUUUUUUUUUUCCGGCCAUAUUCUGUGAGAGAGACCAAAGGAACCAGCGACGGGAAAACAGCCCUUAACCACUCUCUCUCUCUACAAGCUCCGAUACUUCUCUCUAUCUCUGAAAUUUCCCCCUUAAUAUUCCCAGUUGCGGAGUUCUUUAGGAAUCCGGCAACUCCUUCUGUAAUCGGCUGUUUUGAAUCUCUGGUAAAUGGUGUGUGUGACGGCCUCUUGAGACGACGAACGGAACUGGUCUCUGGUCUAGGAGAAUGCGGUCCGAGAGAUCGAAACCUCUUCACAAUUUCAUGUUGCCGUGUUUGAAGUGGGGGAAUCAGAAGCACUUGAGGUGCAUGAAGGUAAAUUCUAAUGGCGUAAACGUUUCCGGCGUGAAUCGCCAAUCUCACUCCUCGAGAUCGGAGGAGUCUACCGAGAGUAGGAGCCGGGAAUCAGCAUCGGAGAUGCGGAUGUUCUUGAAGGAUUUGGAGAUGAGACCGAAGGUUUCGAAAUCGAGAAUCAAGAAAACUGACGACGAUGGGAUCGAGGCGGUCAGAGAGAAGCUAAUGUUUGAUCUGAAGACGGCGGCGGAUAAAAUGAAAGAGGCGAUUCUAAGCAAGGAGGCGGCGGUGGCCGGAGAAGAGGCGGAGGAGAAGAACAAUGAUUCUGCCAGAAUGGAGGAGACGCCGGCGGCUGUUGCGUUGUCGAUGGCAGAGGCCAGACCUUGGAAUCUGAGGACGAGGAGAGCCGCUUGUAAGGCUCCUAAAGUAGACGGUGGUGGUGGAAGUAAGAAUUUGAAGAUUGACGAGAAGAAAUCAAAUUCCAAUUCCCCGUUGCGAAGCGACGGUGGCGCCGAGUCGCCCAGGCUGAAAAUUGGGCCGGAGAAGAAGAAGAAGAAGGCGAAAUUGGUAGUACCGCUCUCGAAGAGAGAGAUCGACGAAGAUUUCAUGGAAAUGGUGGGGCUCAGACCACCGAAGCGGCCCAAGAAGAGGACCAGAACCGUACAAAAGCAAUUAGAUACGCUUUUCCCUGGGUUAUGGCUGUCGGAGAUCACAGCCGAUUUGUACAAGGUCCCUGAAUUACCUGAAAACAGCAAGGUGAUGAAGGUUUAAAGUUCUACUUCUCUGGUCUUUUUCUGAUUCCUGUGCCGACUCCAAGAGUAAUUCAUGAGGCUAAUUGGUGAUCAUUCUCUAUUCAUUGGGAGUCUGGUAUCAACCACUGUUGAAUCCCACCCAAUAACUCGCGGUGUAUGCUCCUCCUCUUCUUUCAAAUGCUAAUUUUUGUUCAUAAAUUAAUUUGAUUUCGCUUUUGCCAGUCGUGGAAUAAUUCACGAAGAAUAGGUUUAGUGGAAUUUGGGAUUGGAUAAAAGGACAUUUUCUUCAAUGAUCUUGAGUAGUGAGUGAUACAAUGUCUUCAAGAAAUGAUUUGUGUAGCCAUACUGUUAUCAUGUUGACAAUAUUGAUGCACAUUCAUGUAGUUAGUUAGUCACUUACAGAAUAGAUUGGAUCAACUUCUGUGAGAAAUGUCAAAAUGAUUGUGUUAAUAAGAGAUAGAUUCAUCAUUUAUUGUUUCAGUAGAAUGCCUUCUUUUUAGCUCUAGGAAGCAACUUUCUUCUUGCACUAUCAUCAUAGUUUGAAGAUUUGGUAUCCUUUUACUUCCGGGAUUAGUGUCUUUUGUUCUGAAAUUGUGGCAACCUAAACCCAAGCUUACCUUUGUCUAGUUUUUACAAACAAUGAGACCUAAGGACUGAAACCCAUCUGCUGGAUUUACCUAAAUCGACCUACGGAUGGUAGUUAGUCAAAGCUCUAGUAGGUAACAACUCCCUUCUUCUUCUGAUAACAAAGAGCUCCCCCGUCCUCCCUAACCGCUGCUGCUUGUGCUCUGGUGUAUUGAAAGCAACAAUCCGGGGUGGUAGAUAAGAAGAGCAGUGUUGAGUUCAAGUUGGGUGUACUUCAAUCAAAAUUUGGUGUAUUUGAUUGAGCUUCUGAAAGUGUUAGUUUCUGAGGGUGUGUGUGUUUUACUUAGAAAAAGGGGUUAGGAGGAAACUUGUUUUGUUGUUUUCCUAAUUAUUACCCAAAAACAAUAGAAGAAAAGAUAAAAAGUACAAAUUGUUGAGAAUGAAAGGAGGAUAUGAAGGGCAAUUGGUCUCUCAUUUGAAGGUAGUUUGAAUAAGAUAAAACGAUUAGGUAGCCACUAAACAUUUUUAAACUAUGAAUGGAAAAAGACACUAAUUUUAAA
Cucurbita pepo subsp. pepo (vegetable marrow) is the source of this 2304-nucleotide messenger RNA. RefSeq lists its product as uncharacterized. The record is from RefSeq and is a predicted model, not a curated record. Lineage: Eukaryota; Viridiplantae; Streptophyta; Magnoliopsida; Cucurbitales; Cucurbitaceae.